This is a messenger RNA of Sinocyclocheilus rhinocerous, 2895 nucleotides long. RefSeq names its product thrombospondin-4-B-like. Gene Ontology annotation, biological process: cell adhesion. Bases 151 to 2895 code for a protein of 914 amino acids. NCBI's taxonomy places the organism in Eukaryota, Metazoa, Chordata, Actinopteri, Cypriniformes, Cyprinidae. Gene Ontology annotation, molecular function: calcium ion binding. The record is from RefSeq and is a predicted model, not a curated record. Gene Ontology annotation, cellular component: extracellular region. The transcript is spliced from 20 exons.
UUCUCGUUCAUCUGCAGGGCUACAGGGAACAGGCAGUUCUGUUUUGACGGCUACUGAUCAAGACUGAAUCAGGGGUCAGAGCAGAAACUAUUUUUCCAGGAAUAAGGGUGGAACACUUUAACUGGAUUUGUUACAUAAAAAAAAUCCACAAUGGGUACUUGGAUAAGAAUCAUAUUCAGUUUACAGUUAAUUUUACAACUCUUUGAUACAGUGAAAACACAAGGAAUUGUUUAUGAUCUUCUGGUGUCACCGGAUUGCUUACCUGACCUUCUGCAAGGAGGAAUACAGGCAAAGAACAUGGACAACGUUUUUAUCCUGGCAGGCCUGCAGCUGCAGAACAAAGCUCCAACUCGGGUCUUCCACAUCUUCAAUGCCCUAGACAACACAGAUUAUUUUCAUUUCACCGUUCAGGGGAAAUUCAACAAAGUCGUUUUGAAAUAUCUGAAAAGCAACGGAAAGGUUGGAUCAACCAAUUUUGGUAAAGUGCCACUGACAGAUGGUCAACAACACCAUAUACUGCUCCACUUCAGCGGGCUGCAGCAGGGCACCCCCACCACGGCCCUCUAUGUGGACUGCAGGCUGGUGGAGAGAGUGCAGGACGUGCCGCUGGCAUUCAAAUCACUGCCGCAGGGCCCAAAACGAGUCACGCUCAAGACCUUGCCAACCUCAUCCCAGGACAAGUUGACAGACCUCAAACUCGUGCUUGAUGAGUCUAUUAAUAAUGUGGUAGAGCUUCAGGACUGCAAUGCUCCAGAGCAGGGUGAACAGAGGGAAACACUGCAGCUACUAGGAACAACUUCAAAAAUGGAAGCUGGCCCAAUGUUCGAGCUCAUGCGAAUGAUCCAAGAGUUGAAACAGAAGGUCGAUCAGCAGACCAAAGAAACCGCUGACUUGCGAAAGACUAUCAUGGAGUGUGUUCAAUGCAAUGAUGCGUUUGGAUGGGACAAAGCAGGACUACAGGAUAAAAAGCAGUCCAAGUGCAGGCCAGGGGUCUGUUUUAAGCCAGACAUGUGUAUCGAAACAGCUGAAGGUGUGGAAUGUGCACCCUGUCCUGAGGGCUACUCUGGAGAUGGUGUCCAAUGUGAUGAUGUAGAUGAGUGCCAGUUCAACCCAUGUUUCUCUGGUGUUCGGUGUAUUAACACUGCACCAGGGUUCAGAUGUGAGAAGUGUCCACGAGGCUUCACUGGUCCAGAGAUCCAGGGUGUGGGCGUUCACUAUGCUCAGACAAACAAACAAAUAUGUAAUGAUAUUGAUGAGUGCCAGGUAGAUAACGGUGGCUGCACUCCCAAUUCAUACUGCCAUAACACAGUGGGUGCGUUUCACUGUGGGAUCUGCAAGACUGGAUUCACAGGUGACCAGAAUAGCGGCUGCAUAAGUACUGGCCUGGACCCUGCUCCUCUAACUGACAGGCUGUGUGGGAACGGCCAGCCAAAUCCAUGUGACGUCAACGCAGAGUGUGUUGUGGAGAGAGAUGGGAGCAUCAGCUGUGCGUGCAAAAUUGGCUGGGCAGGAAAUGGCUACGUCUGUGGAAAGGACACAGACAUUGACGCUUAUCCAGAUAAGAAACUUCAGUGCAGAGAUGGAACCUGCAAGAAGGAUAACUGCAUGUUUGUUCCAAACUCGGGCCAAGAAGACACAGACAGAGAUGGGAAGGGAGAUGCCUGUGAUGAGGAUGCAGACAGUGAUGGCAUCUUCAAUGAUCAGGACAACUGCUGGUUGGUUCCUAACAUAGACCAGAAGAACAGUGAUAAAGAUCUCCAUGGUGAUGCUUGUGAUAAUUGCGUAAACGUGGAGAACCCGGACCAGCGGGACACAGACAAAGACGGACUGGGAGAUGCCUGUGAUGAUGACAUAGACGGGGAUGGUUUGAAGAACAUCCUGGAUAACUGUCAGAGGGUUCCCAACCCUGACCAGAAGGACAAAGAUAAUGACGGUGUUGGUGAUGCAUGUGACAGCUGCCCUGAGGUGCCAAACCCCAACCAGUCUGAUGUUGACGAUGAUCUUGUUGGAGACACUUGUGACACAAACAUUGACAGUGAUGGAGAUGGUCAUCAGAACACCAAAGACAACUGCCCCAACAUCAUCAACAGCGCACAGCUGGACACUGAUAAGGACGGACUUGGAGACGAGUGUGAUGAUGACGAUGAUAAUGAUGGCAUUUUGGAUGAUAAAGAUAAUUGUAGACUGGUGUCAAACCCAGACCAAAAGGAUGAAAACAAUGAUGGGGUGGGUGAUGACUGCGCUGGAGACUUUGACAAAGAUCAUGUGAUAGACAGAAUCGACACCUGCCCUGAGAAUGCAGAGAUCACUUUGACUGACUUCAGAGCCUAUCAGACCGUGGUUCUGGAUCCAGAGGGAGAGGCUCAGAUCGACCCCAACUGGGUUGUUCUUAAUCAGGGAAUGGAGAUUGUCCAAACCAUGAAUAGUGACCCAGGACUAGCUGUUGGGUACACAGCAUUCAGUGGCGUGGACUUUGAGGGCACCUUCCACGUGAAUACAGUGACCGAUGAUGACUAUGCAGGCUUCAUCUUCGGCUACCAGGAUUCCUCCAGCUUCUAUGUGGUGAUGUGGAAGCAGACGGAGCAGACGUACUGGCAGGCCGUGCCCUUCAGAGCCGUGGCUGAGCCUGGCAUUCAGCUUAAGGCUGUGAAGUCUAAAACCGGGCCAGGGGAGUUCCUGAGGAAUUCUCUGUGGCACACUGGAGACACAAAUGAUCAAGUGCGCAUGCUGUGGAAAGACCCUCGUAAUGUGGGCUGGAAGGACAAGGUGUCCUACCGCUGGAAUCUGAUGCACAGACCCCAAGUGGGAUACAUCAGGUCAGACGCCGCAAAAUACUGGAGAAUUCAGACUUUACUGGAUUUGGAUGGAGCAUCAGAAGUGCUGCAUUAUGUCUAA